AUGGCACCUUACGAAGCCCUAUAUGGGAGAAAGUGUAGGAGUCCUAUAUGUUGGAAUGAUGUUAAUGAGUCGUUGAGAUUAGGACCAGACAUGAUUGAGGAGACUACAAAGAAGGUAAGGAUGAUCCAAGAACGUAUGAGGGGAGCGCAAGAUCGUCAGAAGUCGUAUGCAAACAAAAGGAGGAGAACAUUAGAGUUUGAAGUAGGUGAAAAAGUUUUGUUCAAAGAGUCACCAACCAAGGGUGUCAUGAGAUUUGGUAGAAAGGGUAAAUUGAGUCCUCGUUUUAUAGGUCCUUAUGAAGUAUUGGACCGAAUUGGGGAAGUAGCCUAUAGAUUAGCCCUACCUAUGAACCUAGCUAAAGUCCACAAUGUCUUCCAUGUAUCCCAACUACGAAAAUAUGUCCAUGACCCUUCCCAUAUCAUACAACCUGAAACCGUUGAACUUGAUGAAACCCUUACCUUUGAAGACAAACCAAUAAAAAUGCUUGAUACCAAAACAAGAUGUACCCGGUACAAGGAAAUUAAGUUGGUCAGAAUAUUAUGGACGAACCAGCAAACCGAAGAAGCCACAUGGGAAAUCGAAGUUGACAUGAGAAAGCAAUACCCGGAACUUUUCGAAUAG
Amaranthus tricolor (Joseph's coat) is the source of this 621-nucleotide messenger RNA. RefSeq lists its product as uncharacterized. The coding region runs from base 1 to 621 and encodes 206 amino acids. NCBI's taxonomy places the organism in Eukaryota, Viridiplantae, Streptophyta, Magnoliopsida, Caryophyllales, Amaranthaceae. The record is from RefSeq and is a predicted model, not a curated record. The transcript has a single exon.